AUUUAUACAAAAAAGCACAACACAGUCUCACUCUGUUGCUUUCUUUCUCUGUCCAUUUCUGUGGGUUGGUUUUGUUUAUCUCAGGACUUUCUGUUUCAAUCGAGCCUAUCACACUCUAUCUAAAGUAUCUCGAGAUUGGCGUCUAAGAUAAAGACCACAGGACUGUGUGCUUGAAAGAGAAAAACCAUACGACAAAAAAACCUCCAUUAUCUGAUGAAGGAGAGAUGAGGCUCUCCUGGAGGAGAGAGCCUGCCUGUGAUUGUGAAAACUACCGCCAUCGCCGCCAACCAAGGAAAAGGAGAUAAAAAACCAUAUCCAAAGCAACAAACUUUGUUCUAAGAGAGCUACUCCCCCAUUUACGUUUUCUGCCAAAGAAGAGAAAUCAACAGUAAAAAAUUCAGUGUGGGUGCGUCUUGUUUUUGGUGAUCUCUUCAUUUUAAGUGUUUUUUUAUGUGAAAAAAAUGGCACUUGCCAUGCACAAAGAGUCACUGAGUAACAAGCAGAUGGAUAGCAGCAAGUAUGUGAGGUAUACGCCCGAGCAAGUUGAGGCUCUGGAAAGAGUAUACAGUGAAUGCCCAAAGCCUAGCUCUUUGAGAAGGCAGCAGCUCAUUCGGGAGUGUCCUAUUCUCUCCAACAUUGAGCCUAAACAAAUCAAAGUCUGGUUUCAGAACCGCAGAUGCCGUGAAAAGCAGAGGAAGGAAGCUUCCCGGCUCCAGACAGUGAAUAGAAAGCUGACUGCCAUGAAUAAGCUGUUGAUGGAAGAGAAUGACCGAUUACAGAAGCAGGUCUCCCAUCUGGUCUACGAGAAUGGAUACAUGAGGCAGCAAGUGCAGACCGCUUCUGUAACGACCACAGACAAUAAUAGCUGUGAGUCUGUGGUCAUGAGUGGUCAGCACCAACGACAGCAAAACCCAACACCUCAGCACCCCCAAAGGGAUGCUAACAACCCAGCUGGUCUACUCGCAAUAGCUGAGGAGACCCUGGCAGAGUUCCUUUCUAAGGCAACUGGAACUGCUGUCGACUGGGUCCAGAUGAUUGGGAUGAAGCCUGGUCCGGAUUCUAUUGGUAUUGUUGCUGUUUCCCGCAACUGUAGUGGGUUAGCAGCACGAGCUUGCGGUCUUGUGAGUCUUGAGCCCACAAAGGUCGCAGAAAUCCUCAAAGAUCGUCCAUCUUGGUUUCGUGACUGCCGAUGCGUUGACGUAUUGAGUAUAAUUCCUACAGGAAAUGGUGGAACAAUUGAGCUCAUCUAUAUGCAAACCUAUGCACCUACAACAUUGGCUGCAGCACGAGACUUUUGGACUCUGAGAUAUAGUACAAGUUUAGAAGAUGGCAGUCUCGUGAUAUGUGAAAGGUCGUUAACAUCUUCUACUGGUGGCCCUACAGGGCCUCCUACUUCAAGUUUUGUCAGAGCUGAAAUGCUUCCUAGUGGCUUUCUAAUCAGACCUUGUGAGGGUGGUGGCUCCAUUAUUCAUAUUGUUGAUCAUGUUGAUUUAGAUGUUUGGAGUGUUCCUGAAGUUCUCAGGCCACUAUAUGAGUCAUCCAAAAUACUUGCUCAGAAAGUGACCAUUGCUGCCUUGCGGCAUAUACGGCAAAUUGCACAAGAGACAAGUGGAGAAAUUCAAUAUGGUGGUGGUCGUCAACCUGCUGUUUUAAGGACGUUUAGUCAGAGACUUUGCAGGGGCUUUAAUGAUGCGGUGAAUGGGUUUAUGGAUGAUGGUUGGUCGCUCAUGGGUGGUGAUGGUGUUGAAGAUGUGACCAUCAUGAUAAACUCAUCCCCAGGCAAAUUUCUUGGGUCUCAAUACAACACGUUCCCUUCUUUUGGGGGAGGUGUACUAUGUGCCAAGGCAUCCAUGCUGCUUCAGAAUGUUCCUCCUGCAUUGCUUGUUCGCUUUUUGAGGGAGCAUCGUUCAGAGUGGGCUGAUUAUGGAGUUGAUACGUACUCUGCAGCUUGUCUUAAAGCUAGCCCUUACGCAGUUCCUUGCACAAGACCUGGUGGCUUCCCUUGUAGCCAGGUCAUUCUGCCUCUUGCCCAUACUGUGGAACAUGAAGAGUUACUGGAAGUUGUUCGUCUAGAAGGCCAUGCAUUCACCCCAGAAGAUGUAGCGCUGGCACGGGAUAUGUACUUAUUACAGCUAUGCAGUGGGAUUGAUGAAAAUGCAGUUGAUGCGUGUGCACAACUUGUCUUUGCACCUAUUGAUGAAUCCUUUGCUGAUGAUGCUCCAUUGCUGCCAUCUGGAUUUCGAGUCAUACCUUUGUAUCCCAAGACAGUCACGGAUGGACCUGGAGCCACUCGGACAUUGGAUUUGGCUUCUACACUUGAAGUGGGCCCUGGUAGCAACCGUACAGCUGGUGAUGGUCAGCCAAACAAUUAUAACCUUAGAUCUGUUUUGACCAUUGCAUUCCAAUUCACUUUUGAGAACCACUUGAGGGACAAUGUGGCUGCUAUGGCUCGUCAAUAUGUGCGUAGUGUUGUGGGAUCUGUUCAAAGGGUUGCCAUGGCUAUUAGCCCAUCCCGUCUUAGCUCUGAUAUGGGACUGAAACCCCUGCCUGGUUCUCCUGAGGCUCUUACUUUGGCACGUUGGAUUUGUCGAAGCUACAGAGCUCAUACCGGAGGAGAACUCCUACGAGUAGAUUCACAAGCUGGUGAUGCUUUACUGAAGCAACUGUGGCACCAUUCAGAUGCAAUAAUGUGCUGUUCAUUGAAAACAAAUGCAUCUCCAGUUUUCACCUUUGCAAACCAGGUUGGGCUUGAUAUGCUUGAAACUACUUUAGUGGCCCUUCAAGACAUAAUGUUGGACAAGAUACUUGAUGAAGCUGGCCGAAAGAUUCUCUGUUCGGAGUUCUCAAAGAUUAUGCAACAGGGGUUUGCCUAUCUCCCAGCAGGGAUAUGUGUAUCUAGUAUGGGAAGGCCAGUGUCAUAUGAGCAGGCCAUUGCAUGGAAGGUUCUCGAUGACGACGGGGUGAAUCACUGCCUUGCCUUGAUGUUCAUAAAUUGGUCUUUUGUGUGAGUGAUCUAGUAGAUGUAUGGAAGAAUUAACUUUUAGGUAUCUAUCUUUUAAGUUAUAUAUUUGGUUUUAGUACUUAAGAAGAUGAUUAUGAUAUUAUGAAUGAAGAUAUUGGCAGGAGGAUAUCAUGAAUGCUUGUGUCUUUAUGUGAAUGGUUAGAUGUUUGAUUGAUGAUGAUAUUCUUCUUUAUCUUUAUCCAUCUGAUGUCCGUGUGAGAGUUGGUUGGAUCUCAUUUCUCAAUCAAAUUGGAUAAUGUUGGGAGUGGGACCUACCUGCUGUUAGGUUUGUUGGCCUGGUUUGGUCCAAAUUUCCAUAUUUUUUCUGUUGGAAUGUGUCAU
This is a messenger RNA of Durio zibethinus, 3343 nucleotides long. Its product is annotated as homeobox-leucine zipper protein ATHB-14-like. The record is from RefSeq and is a predicted model, not a curated record. Lineage: Eukaryota; Viridiplantae; Streptophyta; Magnoliopsida; Malvales; Malvaceae. Gene Ontology annotation, molecular function: DNA-binding transcription factor activity; lipid binding; DNA binding.